AUAAAUCCUCAAAGACGUCAGAUAAUAGACUUAAUGAAACUGACAUAAAUAACCAAAAUUUUGACGCAAAUAAUGUUAGCUCUUCGUCUAACGUAAAUGAUAAAGAGCUAAAUUUGGUUACGUCACUUGUAUUGAUAAAUAGUAAUGAAGAAGUAGUCAUGCAAUUUAAAACACUAAAUGGAAAUGAUGAAACUGAUAUAAAUGAACAAAACGAAAAAUCAACCAUAAAUACAAUAGAUGAUGAAACCAAUCAGGGAGCAACAAAAGCCUUUAUGCGAAAAUGGAGCAUUAAGCAUGUCUUCAGUAAACGAAAGAAGAAAAUCAAUAAUAAAUCAAAUUAUUCUAUAAAACAUGAAGAUAAAGAUAUUCCAAAUAGUACUUUUAAAGAAGAAAAGAAAAAUUCUGACAAUAAUCCUGCUGUUAUUUCUAAUGAGGGCAGUACAUUAUCAGAUCAAAUUGAUGAUGCAAUUAUAACUUCACAAGACGAACAGAUAAUAGACUUUCUAGUAAUUCCACCUAAUCAUUUUAGUGAAAAUAUAGUGACCACUUGCUUUCAUUUAAUUAUGCCAAAAGAAGGCUUAAAUAAAAAGUCUAUGGUGUUUGUUAUCGGUAACAUUAAGGAAUUAGGGAAUAGAAU
Scutellospora calospora is the source of this 637-nucleotide messenger RNA. Lineage: Eukaryota; Fungi; Glomeromycota; Glomeromycetes; Diversisporales; Gigasporaceae. The record is from the annotation of a GenBank genome assembly.